AUGUUCCGGGGCACGUACCGCACGCGCACGUGUGCCCCGUCCCUCGGGCGGACCGUUUGUUUCUCGGGGAAGCCCCGCGACUUCUUCUGCCGGAAAUACGUAGGAAAUCCUUUAAUUAAGUUCCCCGUCUGUGAUGUUUUAUGCUGUGAAACAAAAGACCUGAAAAUUAUUCCGGCGGACUCAGAUCGGAAGCUGUUCGUUGGAAUGCUCAGCAAGCAACAGACGGAGGAGGAUGUGCGCCAGCUGUUCACACCGUUCGGCACAAUAGAGGAGUGCUCCAUUCUGCGCGGGCCGGACGGCGCAAGCAAAGGUACG
Molecule: messenger RNA, 315 nt
Organism: Iphiclides podalirius (scarce swallowtail)
Lineage: Eukaryota; Metazoa; Arthropoda; Insecta; Lepidoptera; Papilionidae
Source: the annotation of a GenBank genome assembly